Cyclopterus lumpus (lumpfish) is the source of this 6969-nucleotide messenger RNA. It is a transcript of the gene pnpla7a, whose product is annotated as patatin-like phospholipase domain containing 7a. The record is from RefSeq and is a predicted model, not a curated record. NCBI's taxonomy places the organism in Eukaryota, Metazoa, Chordata, Actinopteri, Perciformes, Cyclopteridae. Gene Ontology annotation, biological process: lipid metabolic process. Gene Ontology annotation, cellular component: endoplasmic reticulum. The transcript has 36 exons. The coding region runs from base 127 to 4179 and encodes 1350 amino acids. Gene Ontology annotation, molecular function: phosphatidylcholine lysophospholipase A1 activity.
ACACGUGGGCGGGGCUAAGCAAGUGACAUGCAGAAUACAGAAAACUUUGAGCUUCCUGCUAACUUUGCUCCAUCGUCUGAGGCGAUGUUACUGGCUUAACGCAGCACGUCAGAAACGCUCGAGAAGAUGGACUGCUCAGGAGAGGAUGAUGGAGAAUUCUGCAGAUUGGCGAGGGCGAGUUUACUGCUGAUGAACAGCAAAAAUGAAAUCAGCGCACGACUGCAACAGUUUGUGGAGGAAAGGAUGCAGACCACCAUGCUCACAGGUGUGCUGAUUGGAGCUGCAGUUGCUGUCUCACUGAUCGGCAUUGUGGUGCUUUUCCUUUACAGGAGAUUCAAGCUUGCUCGUGAAAAACAGCCCGGUGUACCUCAGUAUCGCUUCAGAAAACGAGAUAAAGUGCUCUUCUAUGGAAGGAAGAUUAUGCGAAAGGUCCAGACGCUGUCAGCGAUUCCUCCUCCCACCUCUGCCUCAGUGACAAAGCAACCGCAGCGCAUACGCAAACGAACCAAAGUUCUCAGUAUAGCUCGCAAAAUCCUGAGGAUCCGCAAAGAUCCUCCCACCCUGCAGCCGAAGGAACCUCCGCCCUCCCUGCUGGAGGCUGACCUUACAGAGUUUGAUGUGCAGAGCUCAAACAUGCCCUCCGAGGUCCUCUAUAUGCUGAAGAAUGUCAGAGUCUUGGGCCAUUUUGAGAAGCCCCUCUUCCUCGAGCUGUGUCGCCACAUGGUGUUUAUCGAACUGCAGGAGGGUGAAAGUCUUUUCAGGCCAGGAGACGAUGACGAUAGCAUUUUCGUGGUCCAGGAUGGACGACUCGAGCUAUGCAUCCACGAGAACGAUGGUACUGAACCAGUGGUGAAGGACGUGCUUCCAGGAGACAGCGUCCACAGCUUGCUCAGCAUUCUGGACAUCAUCACUGGUUAUCCAGCUCCAUAUAAGACUGUAUGUGCACGGGCCGCAACUCGUGCAACCAUCUUACGUUUACCUGCAUCAGCCUUUGAGUCUGUGUUCAAGAAAUACCCAGAGACGCUUGUUCGCGUCAUUCAGAUAAUCAUGGUGCGCCUCCAAAGAGUCACCUUCUUGGCAUUGCAUAACUAUCUGGGCCUAACAACUGAGCUCUUCAAUCCGGAGAGUCGGGCGGUGCCCUUGUCCAACAUAAACAGUGUGAUGGGAGAUGUGACUUCCUGGAAGACGACUCGUCGUUUGUACUUCCAGGAUGAGUUGCCCACUGGGGCCCCGGAGAGCUCCACAGAGUCAGAUAAUGUAAAGGACAGUCCUUCAAGCAGCUACAGGAAGCUGCGAUCCACCUCGAUGCCCACCGACUGCGCAGUUGCAGGUAAUGACCUGAACAUGGCUUGUGAACGAGCUCGAGUCACUAUAGAUGACACUCCAUCCAGUCCUGUCACUCCCAAAUCCAGUCUGAAGAAGAGUGUGACAAUGCAGCACACGCCCUCCGAAGUGUUUCACUACACAGACAGUGGGGGGCACUCUGAUGCCAUUCACCUCAGUAAGAGUUGCACAAUCCUCCAGGCUGCUAAGAAGGACCUGCUGGGAAUCAUCCAGUUGCAGGACCCCAGUCUACUUGAGGGCAGAGUGACCCUCCAUCAAGUCAAAGCUGGUUCUGUGGUGGCUCGUCAGGGAGACCAGGAAGUGAGCAUCCAGUUUGUGAUCUCUGGCCUCCUCCAUGUUUACCAACGGAUGAUUGACCGUGAAGAAGAGACGCGUCUGUUUGUGACGCACCCUGGAGAGCUUGUCGGUCAACUUGCUGUCCUGACCGGAGAGCCCCUCAUAUUCACUGUUCGAGCCCAGCGAGACUGCAUCUUCCUUUCCAUUUCCAAAACCCACUUCUACGAGAUAAUGCGCGUGGAGCCCAAGGUUGUGCUGAACGUUGCUCACACAGUGGUGAGAAGGAUGUCAUCUUUUGUCAGACAGAUAGACUUUGCUCUGGACUGGAUGGCUGUGGAAGCUGGCAGGGCGGUCUACAGGCAAGGAGAGAAGUCGGACAGUACUUUCAUAGUGCUGAGUGGUCGACUGCGCUCUGUAAUCAUGAAGGAAGAUGGAAAGAAGGAGCUCAUAGGAGAGUACGGACGUGGCGACCUGAUUGGAGUGGUGGAGACCCUGACUCAUCAGAACAGAGCCACCACAGUGCAUGCUGUACGAGACUCUGAGCUGGCCAAGUUACCAGAAGGAGCUCUCAGCUCCAUCAAGAGAAAGUUCCCGCAGGUUGUCACCAGGUUGAUCCACUUACUGGGACAGAAGAUCCUCCAGCAGGUCAAUGGUCCUCUGACAGCUCGCAGUUUGGCCCUCCACACUCCUGGCAGUAAGUGGGAUGCAGGGAACCAGGCCUCCAACCUUUCCACUGUUACAGUCCUGCCUGUAUCAGAAGAAGUACCUCUGACUGCCUUCACCCUGGAGCUGCAGCAUGCACUCAUGGCAAUAGGUCCGACUCUUCUGCUGACCAGUGAGGUUAUCAAACAGCGACUUGGAGCUGCAGCACUAGACAGUGUCCAUGAGUAUCGUCUGUCCAGCUGGCUGGGCCAACAAGAGGACCUCCAUCGCAUAGUUCUUUACCAGACGGACUACACACUGACCCCGUGGACACAGCGGUGCAUUCGUCAGGCUGACUGCAUCAUUAUUGUGGGACUAGGAGAGCAGGACCCUGUUGUUGGGGAGCUGGAGCGUAUGUUGGAAGGAAGUGCAGUGCGUGCCCAGAAGCAGCUGGUGCUUUUGCACAGAGAAGACGGCCCCCCACCCACAGGAACUGUGGACUGGCUCAACAUGCGAAGCUGGAUCUCCAGACACCUCCACCUCUCUUGUCCCCGAAGGGUCUUCUCUAAGAGGAGCCUGCCCAAACUGUUGGAGCUGUAUCAACGUGUGUUUGAGAAGCCGGCAGACCGUCACUCAGACUUCUCACGCCUGGCUCGAGUCCUUACAGGCAAUGCUAUUGCUCUUAUUCUGGGAGGAGGAGGGGCCAGGGGCUGUUCCCAGGUGGGGAUAAUGCGAGCUCUCUGUGAGGCCGGCAUCCCAGUGGACCUUAUUGGUGGCACCUCGAUCGGUUCCCUGAUGGGGGCAAUAUAUGCCGAGGACCGUAGCCACAGCCGCAUGAAAAUGAGGGCUAAAGAAUGGGCGAUGGAAAUGACAUCUGUGUUUAAGAAGGUUCUGGAUUUGACGUACCCAGUCACCUCCAUGUUCUCCGGCGCUGCCUUCAACUCCAGCAUUAGCAAUGUCUUCAAGAGCAAACAGAUUGAGGACCUUCGCAUCCCGUAUUUCAAUAUUACAACUGACAUCACUGCCUCUGCCAUGAGAGUACACACUGAUGGUUCUCUGUGGCGGUAUGUUCGUGCCAGCAUGUCUCUGUCUGGGUAUCUGCCUCCUCUCUGCGACCCCAAAGAUGGACACCUGCUGAUGGAUGGAGGCUACAUCAACAACCUGCCCGCUGAUGUGGCACGCUCCAUGGGGGCCAAAGUGGUGAUAGCUAUUGACGUGGGCAGCCGGGAUGAAACCAACCUCACUAAUUACGGCGACUCCCUCUCAGGCUGGUGGCUGCUAUGGAAACGGCUAAACCCCUUAGCUGAGAAAGUAAAGGUGUUAAACAUGGCAGAGAUUCAGACUCGGCUGGCCUACGUGUGUUGUGUUAGGCAGCUGGAGUCUGUGAAGAGCAGUGACUACUGCGAGUAUAUCAGACCUCCAAUCGACAGAUACCGAACCCUGGAGUUCGGCAAGUUUGAUGAGAUUGCUGAGGUGGGAUACCAGCACGGAAAGACUGUGUUUGACGUGUGGACUCGCAGUGGAGUGGUGGACAAAAUGUUGAAAGACCGACACCAGGAGGAGUUCCACAACACCCAAAGCAAGAACAAUGUGGUGUCAUGUCCCAAUGCUUCCUUUACUGACCUGGCAGAAAUUGUGUCCCGCAUCGAGCCUGUCAAACCUGCUCUGGUGGAUGAGGAGUCAGACUACCAAACUGACUAUGACGAGGAGGCAGUGGAGAGCGCUCUGUCGGACAUGGAGCUAUACAAUCGCUACGGAGAGCACACUGAAGGGGAGGAGACUGCUGACACGGAUGAAGAGCUUGAAGGGAGACGUGCAGGCCACAUUACCUCACUCUCCAGCAGCAUCCCCCAAACUCCCACCAUUUCUGACAGUCCAUCAAACCAGGAAGUCCUCCCUAAACAGUCCUUUGAGUGAAGAACAGUCUUGUCCCCCAUGAAUCAAAAUGACUGCAUUUACCGUGUUGCCCUCAUGGCCUCGUUAGCUGUGUGGCUGACACAACAAAUGGCAAUACAGGCAGCUCGUAUCACAGUAUUCCCUCAGCUGCAAAUCCUAUGCAUUCCUAUUAUCCAAGAGCAGCUGCAAGUCUAAUCAUUUCUCAUUUUGACAGUCAAGAGUACUCUCUGUAACUUUACACAAAUAACAACAGUCCAGUGGAAGAUGGAAGGUUGGCAAUACUAUUUCCAUGAAAUAUGUAUUAGAUUUACGCAGCUGAAAACUAUGACUUUUGGUUGUUAACGCUUAGAUUUUAAGAGUUACAACUAGAUUUAAGAGGGUUAAAGAGUCUGUUCAUUUAAAUUACAAAAGUUUCUCACUUUUCUGUUGUCUGAACAUGUGGAUAAUUUUGACAUGAUCCAGACUUUUACCACACAAGUAUUAAAGAUUACAUUGACACAUUCAACAUGUCUAAAUAUGAUCAUAGGGACAAGAAAAGAGAAGACAUUUUAUUUUAUAUUUCUGACUGCUAAUUAGAACCUUUUUUGAAAUUCAGCUAUGAACACAACUCUUCACAAUCUCUAAAACUUGGAUCAAUAACACAAAAUCUCUCUCCCUGACUAUUACCUCCCUGUAGUGGUAUCUAAACAUGCCAGGGUCCACUUCAACAGGUACACAGUCUAAUCCCGUCCAAUACAGCAGAUCUGCCAUACAGUCCAUCUUUACAAAGCUCAUAAUGUUCUGUUUUUGGUGACAUUGUUGGAAGGGUGUGAAUUAAAUUAUGCGUUUAUUACUGUGGUCACAAAGGUGUUGUGCUGGACUAUAUUAUAUUGAGGUGUAUCUCUCGCAAUAUAAUGCAGUCCAGUACAACACCAUCACUAAAUUAUAGCUCAGUGUUAAAAUAUCUAAUUUAGCCAACACCUCUAUGACAAGGAAAACCCAAAUUGUUGGCAUUAUGGAAGAACAGUUGUAUUGGAUUACAUUAGAUUGCACCUCAUGAAGUGACAUAUUGCAUUAUGUUAAGAAAGACUGAAUGUUCAAAACACUGAAGAAUAGUUUCUGAUUUCUUAUGUCAUGAUCUACAUCAAUUUAGCAAAACAAGUGGCACACACCGUGUCCACGGCUGGCACACAGCUCUGUCGUACCCAGUGUGCCACGGAGGGAAGUAAUGACUGCAAUCCACUUCAAAGCCUCUCGGCCACGCAUCUGUUUUCUGGCUUAAAUCCAUCAGACAGUCAGCAGCCAGCGUGGAAGUGUUGGCCAACUCUACAGUUUAUGCACGGGGUCUUUUUGCAUCGGCAGGACGGUUCCUCCCAGGAACAUGCUGUAACAAGUUAUUUAGCUUGUUCAUGAUUUAGUUGUUUGUUUUCUCCUGUGAUUUGCAUCUUUUGAAACUGCAUUAAGAUCAUCAGAUGCAUACAUAUUAUAUUUAAAAAAGUUAAUAAAUACAUAUUUUCUUAUUUAAGCCAAGAAUGUAUACAAGCUAAGCCCUAGAUGAUUUUAUGCACACGCCCCACGAGCUCGACAUUCACUCCAAAAAUGCAACGCAAUGCAAAAAUACACUAACAAAUAGUUAUAUAGCCUUGUUUAACAUGCCUCUGUGUCACUUUACUGAUUUUAUAGUCAACUUCCUUAACCUCAAUCGCAACUAGGGCUGCAACUAACGAUUAUUUUCAUUAUUGAUUAGUGUGAUAUUUAAUAUUUUAUUAAGAGAUUCAUCUUUUGGUCUAUAUUAUGUCAUUUCUAAGAGCCCAAGGUGACAUUUUUAAAUAUUCUUUGUCGAACCAACAGUCAAAUACCCAAAGAUAUUUAGUUUACUCAAAGUAAUUCCAGGAAAAGCAACAAAUCCUCACGUGAGAAACUGGAAACAUCAAAUGUUUGGCAUUUUGCUUCAUGAAUAGUUUAAACAAUCAAAUGAUAAUCAUAGUUAGUAGUUUUCUGUUAACUGUUUCAGCCCUAAUUGCUUUUUUUACCCGAGCACUAGCAAGACACUGCAUAACAAACAAUUUCGAUGAGGAUUACUUUAUAUUGUUUCUAAAAGAAUAAUUAUUUUAAAAAACAAAUGUUUCUGUGUUGUCUGGUCGAUAAACUAUGUAAUGGGGAUUGUACUGCAAUUUCUUGUUACUUAGCGGCCAACGCAUGUUGAAAUGCAAACAUAGCUGCAACAAGUUCAUCAUCCGGCCAAUUUAUUUGUUGGGCUCUAAUCAUAAGAAUAUCACUGCAAACGUUGGAUUUAAUUGUCUUCCCACUUGAUCUAGCACCCUGUGAGCCUCACCAUAUGAGCUGUGAUCUCGGCUAAUACCGGUGCUACAUGCCUGCAGCCUUACACGCUUAACCGUAGAGACGCCCUGUGAAACCCAAUAUGGGGAUCCCGAAUGGCGCUGGUUCAAUGAAGUCUGGAGAUAGAAUGUGGGAGCAAAGCAGACGGUAGUACAAUGAGGUAAUGGUGUUUGCACUGGUGUUUUGUUGUACGUUUGGGUGGUUUCCAAAAACCAAGCACAAUGAAUUGAUGUCUGGCAGAAUGAAUGCUUCACUACUUUAUUAAAUGAAGUGCUGAUGUAAUGUGUGGAACUGUGCCAUAAAGUUAAAGUUAAAGUUUCAAAGCCUUAGAUACACAAACAUGUGUGCCCUCAUUUAGCAUUAGUUUACAAUGAUGAAUGUUUACCACUAAGCCUGUACUAUAUGACAUCAGUUACUUGUCUAUACUUGUGUUAUUUGAUAAAUAUUGUUUUUGAUAAUCAAUUGUUACUAAAUAAACUGUUUGUUGUUGUA